Messenger RNA from Neomonachus schauinslandi (Hawaiian monk seal), 1382 nucleotides. It is a transcript of the gene NANOS1, whose product is annotated as nanos C2HC-type zinc finger 1. The record is from RefSeq and is a predicted model, not a curated record. Gene Ontology annotation, biological process: oogenesis; negative regulation of translation. The transcript has a single exon. Gene Ontology annotation, molecular function: zinc ion binding; mRNA binding. Lineage: Eukaryota; Metazoa; Chordata; Mammalia; Carnivora; Phocidae. The coding region runs from base 1 to 843 and encodes 280 amino acids. Gene Ontology annotation, cellular component: perinuclear region of cytoplasm.
AUGGAGGCUUUCCCUUGGGCGCCCCGCUCGCCCAGCCGCGGCCGCGCCCCCCCGCCCAUGGCGCUCGUGCCCAGCGCCCGCUACGUGAGCGCCCAGGGCCCGGCGCACCCUCAGCCCUUCAGCUCGUGGAACGACUACCUGGGGCUCGCCACGCUCAUCACCAAGGCGGUGGACGGGGAGCCGCGCUUUGGCUGCGCCCGCGGCGGCGGCGGCGGCGGCACCUCUCCGCCCUCCUCUUCCUGCUGCUCCCCCCACGCGGGGACCGGGCCCGGGGCGCUGGGGCCGGCCGACGACGACGACGACAGCGACGAGCCGGGGUCCCGGGGCCGCUACCUGGGCGGCGCGCUGGAGCUGCGCGCGCUGGAGCUGUGCGCGGGCCCCGCCGAGGCCGGGCUGCUGGAGGAGCGCUUCGCCGAGCUGAGCCCGUUCGCCAGUCGCGCCGCCGCCGUGCUGCUGAGCUGCGCGCCCGCCGCUGCAGCCCCUACCGCCGCCGAGGUGGCGCCGCGCGAGGAGCGGGCCCCGGCGUGGGCGGCCGAGCCCCGGCUGCACGCCGCCUCCGGGGCCGCCGCCGCCCGACUGCUCAAGCCCGAGCUGCAGGUGUGCGUGUUCUGCCGGAACAACAAGGAGGCGGUGGCGCUCUACACCACCCACAUCCUGAAGGGACCCGACGGGCGAGUGCUGUGCCCGGUGCUGCGCCGCUACACGUGUCCCCUGUGCGGCGCCAGCGGCGACAACGCGCACACGAUCAAGUACUGCCCGCUCUCCAAAGUGCCGCCGCCGCCCGCCGCCCGCCCGCCGCCGCGCAGCGCCAGGGACUGCCAGCCCGGGAAGAAGCUGCGCUGAGGGCCUGGGCUCCGGUCUGCUGCCACCUGACGCCACCAGGGUCACCGCCUGCCCGCGCGCUCAUUUUCGGUCUGCGCACCAUCUUUUCCUCGCUGUUGGAGAGGCCUGGAGCUCGGCAGUUAGCUCAACUUGGGAAGUCGUUUUGGUUUUGUUUUGUUUUUUUCAAAGCAAGCCGGCCGUACGGAGUACUUUCCUGUCGAAGAGCGGUUGAGACUAGACGCUAAAAUCUUGAUUUAUCUGUGGUUUGUAGUUUGUGCACAUCCGGACGGUGAAGGCUGGGUGUGUAUUCCACUACCUGAAAUAUGGCAACUUAAUGGCGCUGUUUAUUUACUGUAUACGUCAAUCUAUUUUAGAUGCGCAUCAGUAUGAAUUGUCUCAAUCUAAUCUCGGAUGUUUAAUUUUAUGGAGGCACUUUACUAGGUCUAGAAUAUUUUUUUAAAAGCCUCAUAACUGAAAACUGGCGAUUUUAUGGAAUGUCGGCAAAAUGACUAUUUUAUUGUUUGGAAACAAUAUUUCUUAGUUGUCCUUAGUCAGUUACU